GUUUAUUACAGUGAAUUCCUUCACGGGAUAAAACAGUUUUUAAAAAAGUAUGUCUACAUUCGGAUUAACUCUAUUUCUCUUGAGUUUGAGUGUCUGUAUCGGACAUGAAUCAUACAAUGCUGAAGAGAUGCUGAAGAAAGUUGUCGAAAUACUUAACCUUUUAGUAAAGGAUAAGAAAUGUUCUACAGCCGGCGAAGUUUGUCCUGAUGGAUGGCUACACUACCGAGGUUCAUGCUAUCUUUUUCCAAACGGAAAUUUAACUUUUACUUUUAACGACGCUGAGUACUUCUGUAAUCAGCAUGGAUCACAUUUGGUUCAUAUUGAAAGUGAAUCGGAGAAUACUUUUCUUAAGUAUCAGAUGAGAGAGCGGAAAGAUUCCAGUUAUUGGACCGGGCUUACUGAUCCUAACAGUAAAAGAAUCUGGACCUGGCAUAACUCAGAAACAGAAGCUUCGUUUACAGACUGGAGUAGACACAGUCCAAAUAAUUAUGAUGGGAAUCAAUACUGUGUUUUCAUGGAGCUUGCGUAUAACUUCCAAUGGAAUGAUUUUGCCUGUGAAAAUAAGUUUAGGGCAGUCUGCGAAAAAGAUUCGACAGGACCAGUUUGAAUUUGCAAACGUGUAUUUGAAGGACUUUACUUUCGGAAAGUGUAACAAAUAUCAUGAUUAUGACCUGCCAAUUAAAAAGUAGCAUUUUACAGAAAGACAUUUAAGAACCAUUGUCACACACUUGUUAAUGUCUCAGUCGCACAUAUCAAUUAAUAUUAUUAAAAAGAUUUCGUUUUUUUUUAAACAAUAUUUAUUAUCUAAACAUAGUUAUUCGCGUUGAAUAAACAGGCUAUAUAAUCAAGGUUACCAAUCUAAAAUAAAAAGGUGAUCAACAUGUACAUAAUGCUCUCUUUUGUCACAAGACGAAUCGCAUUGCAAUUAAAAAGUGAAAUGUAUUUUCCGGUGUUCAUGCGAAAUGAACGACAGACUUGGAUCUGCAAAUCCCUGAAUUGCGCUUACGUCGAAAAAUAUUUCAUUUCUUAUAUUUACAUUAUAUUUCUUUUCUAUUUCUAUAAACAAGAUUCAUUGGAUUAUAAAUUGCACACAUUUUGUUGCUUUUAACAUUAGAAACAGCUUCCCGACCAUUCUGUCCACCAGACGUAACAACUGCGAACGUUCUUCCUGACAAUACCCGGACGCCGUCAAAACAGCGGCCCGUUAUCACUAAGCAGCGUUGACGUUACUUUCGCGCCUUUCCUUUUGCUAUUCAUACAAAAUGAACGUCACAAUUUUCAAUGGAAAAGAAUAGGGCGAAUGUAAAUAUAUCAACAUACUUUGUGCGUUUUUGCUCUGUAAUUUUAAUUUUGUAGUUUAAAACCUUUUUUGUCACUUCUUUGGAUUAAAAAGUUUUUUAAAAACA
Molecule: messenger RNA, 1406 nt
Organism: Mercenaria mercenaria
Lineage: Eukaryota; Metazoa; Mollusca; Bivalvia; Venerida; Veneridae
Product: C-type lectin-like
Exons: 4
Coding region: 50-607 (185 amino acids)
Molecular function (GO): signaling receptor activity
Source: RefSeq, a predicted model, not a curated record